AUGCCUCGAGGUGGCGAUGUCGUCGAAAAGAAGAUUGAAGACAUCGUCGUCAACAUGAUGCGCCAAUUGUCCCAACCGGGCGCCUCGUAUCGACAACUCCAGUUGACCGCAAAUCUCGACGGCACCGAACCCCGCCUCGGCUACACCAAUACGGCCGCCGGUCUCGAGAAGCUGGCCCGAGAUAUGGCCGCGUUGGCCAAGGUCUAUGAACUGUCAAAGACGAACGCUACGGCAACAAAGAGGGACGUCUUCUACGAUGACAAAAUGAUCUACGAGACACAACGGAGGGCAGAUAGCGCUAUCACAAAUGUCUGCGAGCUGUUGGAUGUGGAACGGCAGAAAAUUCGCAUUACGUCAAGCAGCAAGGCGUUCCUCCGUGGCGAACUCACCUUCAUCGAUGAUGAAGCAAAAACAAUCGAUGCCCGCGCCGCCGCGAUCCCAAUAUCCGAGUCACUGGUGGAGUAUCGUCCAAUUUCAUCGGCUCUAUUCAUCCUCGUCAUCGAGAAGGACGCCACCUUCCAACGGCUGAUAGAUGCCGGAUAUUUCAACGUGUUUCCACACUCGAUUCUCAUGACGGGUCGCGGGUAUCCAGAUCUUUGCUCUCGAAAGGUGCUCCGUUUCCUCGGCGAUCGUCUGGCUAUCCCAAUCUUUGGCCUAUUCGAUGCUGAUGUGCACGGUCUCUCCAUCUACCUGUCCUACAAAUACGGCUCCGGGAAGUGGCAUGUCGAAUCGAGCGGUGUCGCCGUCCCCAAGAUACAAUGGCUCGGCCUCGGCUUCUCCGACCUCGACAAUUUGCCAAUUCCGGAGGACCAAUACCUGCCGAUCAAAUUUGCGGAAAAGAAAAGGUUGCGCCAACUCAUCCACCGGGCCACCCAAAUAAACGAGCCGGUCAUUGUCAAAGAGGCAGAAAAGAUGCUGGAAACCGGAAAGAAGGUCGAGCUGGAGGUGUUGACUGGUGGCGCGGGACUCGGCUCACGUUAUAUCGUUACAGACUACUUGCGCAGAAAAUUGUACAACUACCUCCCGUGCACUUCCCAAGGCGAAUCGGCCCGUUCUUCUUCAGCAGCCUCCGGUUCCCAACGAUCUCUUCCUACCGACUCGCAAAAAUAUUUC
Mesorhabditis spiculigera is the source of this 1113-nucleotide messenger RNA. The record is from the annotation of a GenBank genome assembly. NCBI's taxonomy places the organism in Eukaryota, Metazoa, Nematoda, Chromadorea, Rhabditida, Rhabditidae.